Messenger RNA from Nicrophorus vespilloides, 2696 nucleotides. Its product is annotated as filaggrin-2-like. The record is from RefSeq and is a predicted model, not a curated record. Gene Ontology annotation, molecular function: structural constituent of chitin-based larval cuticle. The transcript has 9 exons. Bases 102 to 2672 code for a protein of 856 amino acids. Lineage: Eukaryota; Metazoa; Arthropoda; Insecta; Coleoptera; Silphidae. Gene Ontology annotation, cellular component: chitin-based extracellular matrix.
UACUGUUCAUCAUCUUGUAUAAAAGCGACGGCAGUUUAUGCCAAAAGCGUCAUUCAAUCGUGGUACAUCUUCUAAUCACAUCACAUCAACAACAAACAACCAUGAGAUUCUUUUUGGUCACUCUGCUGGUGGCAGCCGCCGUCGCCGAUCGUCUUGAGAACACGUAUUUACCACCGAACAGUGCUCCAAGUGCUGGAGGAAGCGAUGGCUCUUUGACGCCACCUGUUGACGGCGGUGCAUCUCCACAAAUUCCUUCGACUUCUUAUGGAACUCCUACAACCCAGUACGGACCUCCUUCAAACAAAUACGGACCUCCUUCAAGCAAAUACGGACCUCCUUCGACCAAGUACGGAGUUCCUUCUGGACGUCCAUCCAAAGAUGCUAGUGCCACCACCCUCAGAUUCAACAACGAAAACAGCGGCGACGGAAACUACAAAUUCGACUUCGAAACAUCGAACAAGAUCUCGCAGCAAGAGCAAGGUUCUAUGAGGAGCGUCGGCGGCGAAAAGGAAUCCUCCGUCGUCGAAGGAACUUACUCCUACGAAGGCCCAGACGGUCGCACCUACACCGUCCACUACAUCGCCGACGAUCAAGGUUUCAGAGCCACCGGUGAUCAUCUUCCGACACCUCCACCAAUCCCAGUCGAAAUCCAGAAGGCUCUCGACAGGAUGACAUCUGGUGGCGGAAGCGAAAGCAGGAAAUAUCUGCCCCCCAACAACGAUAAUUCCGAUUACCCUUAUAUAAUCGCCUCCUUUCUUCUGGCCGUCGCCGCCGCCGAUCGCCUGGAUAACACCUACUUACCACCGAGGAACGCUCCAACUGCUGGUGGUAAUGGUAACUUCCUGAACGCUCCUUUCGGUCGAGGUGCAACCAGCAGCAAAUACCUUCCUCCAGGUCAAGUGACGAGCGCUAAAUUCGCUGCUCCAUCGAGAUUUUCCAGUUUCGGAUCUCAAUCCUCCAGGACUCCAUCUACCCAAUACGGAACUCCAUCUUUCGGUGGUCACUCCAACAUCCCGUCCGGACAAUACGGCGCUCCUUCCACCCAAUACAAAGCCAAAUCCGCCGAAGCCGGAGCUUCCAUCCUUCGCUUCAACAACCAGAACCAAGGGGACGGCUCAUACAGAUUCGACUACGAAACUGAGAACAAGAUCUCGCAACAAGAAGCUGGUGAAUUGAAGCAGUCUGGAUCUCAAGAAGGAACCCAAUCCGUUCACGGAUCUUACUCGUACCAAGGAGACGAUGGCAAAACUUACACCGUAAACUACGUAGCCGACGAGAACGGAUUCCAACCGACCGGUGAACAUCUUCCAACUCCACCACCCGUCCCAGAAGCCAUCCAGAAGUCUUUGGCCGCUCAAGCUUCUCAAGGAUACAACGCAAACGCUCAAGCUUACAAUGGUGGUUUCCAAGGAAACACACAAGGAUUCCAUGGAAACGCUUUCAAUAGAGGACAAUCGCAAGGAUUCGGCAGCAGCCAGCCUUCCGUUUUAUUCGUGGCCGUAGCGGCCGAUCGUUUGGAGAACACUUACCUUCCUCCAAGCAGUGCCCAAACUGCCGGAGGAAACGGUAACUUCUUGAGCGCUCCAUCAAAUUCCUUCCACAAAUCAUCAUCCAACAUUCCUUCUGGUCAAUACGGAGCUCCAACGAAGCACCAAUCCGCUGAAGCCGGUGCUUCCAUCCUUCGUUUCAACAACGAAAACCAAGGAGAUGGAUCAUACGGAUUCGAAUUCGAAACCGAGAACAAAAUCUCUCAACAAGAAACCGGUGAAUUGAAGCAGGAUGGAUCCCAAUCCGUGCACGGAUCUUACUCGUAUCAAGGAGACGACGGUAAAACUUACACCGUAACUUAUGUUGCCGAUGAGAACGGUUUCCGUCCAACCGGUGAUCAUCUUCCAACUCCUCCACCGAUCCCGGAAGCCAUCCUCAAGUCUUUGGCUCAGAACGCCGCUCAAGGAUACGACGGAAACGCUCAGGCCUACAAUGGAAACUCUCAAUCGUUCAACGGACAAUCUCAAGGAUUCUCUUCGCAUCAAGGAAACCAGUUGAACAACUUUGGUUCUCAAGGAUUCCCAUCGACUCCAUCCACUCAAUACGGAACUCCUUCCAACAACGGACAUUUCGCUCAAUCCAACAACUUCGGCGCUCAAGCCCCAUCCACUCAAUACGGUGCUCCAACCAAGAACUUCGGUGGUCAAUCCAACAUUCCUUCAGGACAAUACGGAGCUCCUUCCGGUCAAUACGGAGCCCCAACUAAAUACCAAUCCGCUGAAGCCGGUGCUGCCAUCCUUCGUUUCAACAACCAAAACCAAGGAGAUGGAUCAUACAAAUUCGAAUUCGAAACUGAAAACAAAAUCUCGCAGCAAGAAGCCGGUGAAUUGAAGAACGACGGAUCUCAAGAAGGAGCUCAAUCUGUUGAAGGAUCUUACUCGUACAUGGGUGAUGAUGGUAAAACUUACACCGUCCACUACGUAGCCGACGAAAACGGUUUCCGUCCAGUCGGUGAUCACAUCGCCGAAGAAAUCCAAACUUUGGCUAAGAACGCUGCACAAACUUCGUCCCAAGGAUACAACGGAAACGCUCAAGCUUCUUACUACAAUGGUCCAUCUUCUCAGCAAUUCCAAUCUGGUCCAGCCAAACCCAGCUUCAACCAACAAUCUGGAUAUCAAUAUUAAAAAAUAAUUAACAAUUAUGUAAAU